AUGUCUUCUCAACAGUCGGUCGCAUCUGUAUUUCCAGCGCCACCAGAAUACUAUAAACGAUAUACGAAUGAAAAUUUAGCCCUAUUGGAAAAAUAUAAAGAGCAGCUACGGCAACAACAGCUAUCAGUGUCAACGGAAGGAGAAAACGACACAAAGUUACCAACAAACAUUCAAGCACCUGUAAUACCCGCCAUUAAUUCACUCCGAGAAUGCAGUGUGCUGGAACUCGAGCCUCCGCCGCCGAUAAUAGAAGGUCAUUAUGAGAUGUUUGGUGAAUUAUGGCCGGUUGAAGAUCGAUUGAUGUCUUUGGAAGAACAAGGAAAGGAGCAGUUAUAUCCGAAAGGCGAUAUCGAUCCAGUGGUAGAGCUAAAGAAACUGAAUCAAUCAUUAAUAUCUAAUUUCAUUGACUUGCUUAACACACUGAUGAACCAACCGGAACAGUCGGCCGAUAAGGCAAAAUAUUUGGAAACCAUAUUCGUAAACAUGAAGCAUUUAUUAAAUGAAUUUAGACCGCAUCAGGGCAGGGAAACGUUACGUUUGAUAAUGGAGGAUCAGUUGCAAAAAAGAAAAGAAGCAACCGAACAGAUUAAAAAACAAUGUGCCGAUCUGGACCAAAUACUAGAAAAUGUAAAACGGUCAUGGAAAGCUCUCGAUGAGAAAAAGACUAUUCUGGCCACUGACACUCAACCAAGACAAUUCGCUCAUUCUAAACCGUUAGAAACAUCGAAUACAAAAUACCAGAUAGGACCUGACACUAUGAAGAAGAUGCUACAGAUGACUGAUAGCAUCGAGUGA
Molecule: messenger RNA, 795 nt
Organism: Paraglomus occultum
Lineage: Eukaryota; Fungi; Glomeromycota; Glomeromycetes; Paraglomerales; Paraglomeraceae
Source: the annotation of a GenBank genome assembly